Messenger RNA from Drosophila albomicans, 1683 nucleotides. Its product is annotated as elongation of very long chain fatty acids protein AAEL008004. Gene Ontology annotation, cellular component: endoplasmic reticulum membrane. The transcript has 5 exons. The record is from RefSeq and is a predicted model, not a curated record. Lineage: Eukaryota; Metazoa; Arthropoda; Insecta; Diptera; Drosophilidae. Gene Ontology annotation, molecular function: fatty acid elongase activity. Bases 303 to 1163 code for a protein of 286 amino acids. Gene Ontology annotation, biological process: fatty acid elongation, saturated fatty acid; fatty acid elongation, polyunsaturated fatty acid; sphingolipid biosynthetic process.
UCUGUUGCCGGCGCUUUAACCGCAAAGUCAGCGCAGAAGCGUGAAGUUGGCCCCUGGCAAAACUAAUAUCCCAUUUUUUAAGCUGCUUGCUGUUCUGAUGCGCCGCGUGUUAUCUCACAUUUAAGUGCACAAAAUUCAAAUCGAAAACGAAGAAACAUAUAAAGGAUAACGAACUGAACGAAACGUUUCGUUUCGACUAAAAACUUUUGUGUGUGUGUGUGUUUUCUAAAAUUGUGCCGUGUGCAGUGUCGUGCCACAAUAAAGAAUAAUUUAGCAAAUUCCAAAAAUCAACAGUUGGCAAAAUGUCGGUCAGACUGAACGAGACACAAACCAUUGUUGAUCGCAUGGUCAACUUUUUUGUGGAGCACGAGGAUCUGCGCACAAAGAGCUGGUUCCUCUCGAAUGCACCCGGACCACUGUUCAUGAUAUUGGGCGCCUAUUUGUACUUCUGCCUCUAUGCCGGACCACGUUAUAUGCGCGAUCGCAAACCUUUCGAGCUGAAGAACACGCUGCUUGUCUACAAUGCCGUCCAGGUGCUGCUCAGUUGGGUGCUCUUCUACGAGGGCUACAAGGGAGGCUGGGGUGGACACUACAACUUUAAGUGCCAACCGGUGACUUAUGCCACGGAUCCCAUCUCCAUGAGGAUGGCGAGAGCGGUUUGGUUGUAUUACAUUGCCAAGAUCACCGAGCUGCUGGACACCGUGUUCUUUGUGCUGCGCAAAAAGGAUCGUCAGAUUUCGUUCUUGCAUCUGUACCAUCACACUCUGAUGCCGGUGUGCGCUUUCAUUGGCGUCAAGUACUUUGCUGGUGGACACGGCACUCUUUUGGGUUUCAUUAAUUCCUUUAUCCACAUCAUUAUGUAUGCUUACUAUCUGCUGUCGGCAAUGGGACCCAAAGUGCAGAAAUACUUGUGGUGGAAGAAGUACAUUACAAUUCUCCAGAUUGUGCAAUUCCUUAUCAUCUUUGUGCACACGCUGCAGAUUCAGUUCCAGCCCAACUGCAACUUCCCCAAAUCGAUUGCGGCGCUGUUGACCUUCAAUGCUGGUCUGUUCACCUACAUGUUCAGCUCCUUCUACGUGGCCAACUACAAGAAGGAGGCCAAGCAGGCAGCUCAGGCCAAGCAAGCGGCACAGGCAGCCAAGCUGGCAGCCAAACAGGAGUAAAACGGUUCAAGCCGAUAUUAGAUUGCCUUAAGAUCGGUUAACAUUGCGAAAGCAAAGUUAAAAACAGUCGUUAGUUAGGCUUAUCACCUGUAUACACGUCUACACACACACACACACUCAAACACUCAAACACAAACACAAACACAUACACAUAUACAAAAACCCUUUUAGAUAUGCAUAGAUAAAGUUGGGUACAUGUACAUUUGGAUAUUACAUUUUCUAGUUUGUAAGUUCGUUUCGUAGUAUUUUGUAGUCAAGCAUGAGAAAGUGGCUCUUUGGACAGUCGCCAUUGCGCAGUGAUCUUUUAUUGGCACUUGCUGUAUUGGGAAAGUAUAAUAGAACCAAAUAUAUUAGGUUAAUAGUUUAGAUACAUCUACGUACUAUGUAGUUUUUAUUUUAUUGAUUCGAUCGCAAUAAAACUCUAAGACAUACAACAAAAUAUGGAAUAUAAUUAAAAUUGUAAUUUUGUAACAAAUUGUUUUGUGAGGAGGAACGAGAAGAAAAAUGUUAAAUGUACAAU